Messenger RNA from Sitophilus oryzae (rice weevil), 2020 nucleotides. Its product is annotated as serine protease inhibitor 42Dd-like. Lineage: Eukaryota; Metazoa; Arthropoda; Insecta; Coleoptera; Curculionidae. Gene Ontology annotation, molecular function: serine-type endopeptidase inhibitor activity. Bases 328 to 1569 code for a protein of 413 amino acids. The record is from RefSeq and is a predicted model, not a curated record. The transcript is spliced from 4 exons.
AAUUGUUUACAAAUAAAUAUCUACAUAAACGUCGAUAAAAGAGUUAAAUCAGUUGUAGAACACAGACGAUUCAAGAACGUCAACAUUUCAGUGGUUUUAACACACGUAAAUAGUUCAACAGUGUCAUAUAUGCGAUAAAAAGAAUUAUUAAUCUUUUAUUCGAGUAUGUUAGUGUUCGUAUGUGUUAAGACUGGACGAUUUGACUUUUACUAGACCUCAAAUAGUGCGACUCACCGCCUUGUCUGACAUUUUUGACGAUGUUAUAGUAGUGAUUAAGGAAAUAAAAUAGUUCUAGUUUAAGUGGUGAUAAAUUCAUUUAAAUUAAGGAUGACUCAGUUACGACUGUUAUUUCUGUUGCUGUUAGUACACGCUACAAUGUCCGCCAAGCAAGAACUACAAACUGUCGUCCAAGGUAACGGUUUAUUUACCAAACAACUCUAUGAUGUUUUGUCCAAAGAAAAAGGCAAUGUAUUUUUCUCGCCUAUCAGCGUUCAUGCCGUGCUUUCCAUGGCGUAUCAGGGCUCAAAGGGCGCCACUCACGAUGCCCUAGCCAAAUCAUUAAACCUUCCUGAUCAUAUCGCAGCUGCAGAAGGAUACUACGAUGUUUUAACCCAACUAAACAACAUUUCUGGAGUCGAACUCGCCUUAGCCAACAAAAUUUACAUCAAAGACAGCCUCACCCCUAAAGCUAGCUUUAGAGAAGUCAUAGAAAAGAAAUUCUUAUCUGGCAUCGAACCAAUCAAGUUUACGGAGUCAGAAAAAGCCGCGAAAACAAUCAAUACAUGGGUGGAACAGAAGACCAAAGAUAAAAUCAAGAAUCUGAUUAAUCCGGGAGACUUAGACGAUUCUACGGCAUUGAUUUUGUUGAACGCUAUCUACUUUAAAGGUAAUUGGGGUUUGAAGUUUAACAAAGAUGCUACAGAAAAGGAUAAAUUCUAUGUGAACGAUAACGACUCGAUUGAAGUCGAUAUGAUGUCUAAUAAGGGCAAAUUUAACUACAAGGAGGACCAGAAUUUGGACGCCAAGGUGUUGGAAUUGCCCUACAAGAAUCCCGAUGUCAGUAUGAUUAUAAUUUUGCCGAAUAAAAGGAACGGUAUUGCUGAGUUGGAGGCAAAGUUAGUGGGGGUGGAUUUGACAAAGAUUACCGAGAAUAUGUUCAGGCCUGAGGUGGUAGUGCGCUUGCCCAAGUUUAAAAUCGAGACUACGAUUGAGUUGAACGAACCUCUUAAAAAGCUUGGUCUUGGAGUACUUUUUGGACAAAAAGCUGAUUUUUCUGAAAUGUUGGAAUCUGCAGAACCGUUGGCCGUCAGUAAAGUAGUUCAAAAAGCAUUUAUUGAGGUCAAUGAGGAAGGCACAGAAGCUGCAGCUGCUACAAAUAUAAAAAUCAUGGCCAGAAUGGCACCGUCUCGGAAAAAACGCAAACACCAAUUCGAAGCUAACAGACCGUUUGUUUUUUUUAUAGCGAAAAAAAUAAGAAUUCUGAAACACAGAAGAUCUAGGGUUAGAUUACCUCUAAUGUUGGGCAAAAUAAAUUUUAUACCUCAUAAAACUCCAAAAUUAGACUCAUAACAAAACGUUUAUACUAUGAUUUAAUUAAUUUAUUAUUGUUAUACAGGGUGGUAGAAUAUAAUUUUACCGCAUUAUAAAAAGUCUGACAUAGUUUAGUAUUUUUUGUUUCAUUUUUUUUUAGUGUUUUGGAACAGUUAGAAUAAGUUUCUAUCCUCUUUGUACUAUAAAGAAUAAGAAACAAGCGCUCUGUAUAAUUGUACAGGGCGAUUUGUAUUUAGCUUAGUAGAAUAUAUACAGGGUGGCCUGGUUUUUAGUACAUAAAAUAACCUCAAAAAAGCCCAACAAAUCCGCAAAACAUUAUGUCGAAUUUUUUAUAAAAUGUCUAAUUUUUUGGUUUCGAAAAUUUGUUUUUUCUAUCGACUAUUAAAGUGCUGCUACUAAAAACCGGUUUACCCUGUAUAAUAUUAAAAGGUAACUGCAUGGAUAGAUAAGACAUUUUUAAAGGCACACG